AAAAAUCACACGGGGGACGCAAGCAUGGCUGUGGACAUGAGAUUACCGACUGUCCGAAGACAGAUAGCUCUGUCAGGAUCCCAGUCCAUGGACGGUAAACACUUGGUUGUUCCGGGAGAUGUUAUUACCUCCGACACAGGUUUUAUGAGGGGCCAUGGAACCUACAUGGAUGAUGAGAAGCUCACAGCCUCAGUGGCGGGGGAGGUUGAACGUGUCAACAAGCUGAUCUGUGUGAGACCACUCAAGACUAGGUUCAAUGGUGAAGUUGGUGAUGUGGUAGUAGGCAGGAUUACAGAGGUUCAGCAGAAACGUUGGAAAGUGGAGACCAACUCUCGGCUAGACUCUGUAUUGCUUCUGUCAUCAGUGAAUCUUCCAGGAGGAGAGUUGAGGAGGCGUUCGGCAGAGGAUGAGCUUGCCAUGAGGGACUAUCUUCAAGAGGGGGACCUCAUUAGUGCAGAGGUACAGUCUGUAUUUUCAGAUGGAGCCCUCUCGCUUCACACACGCAGCUUGAAGUACGGCAAGUUGGGACAGGGUGUACUGGUGCAAGUGUCACCCUCUCUUGUGAAACGACAGAAAACUCAUUUCCACAAUCUGCCAUGUGGAGCGUCCAUAAUAUUGGGGAACAAUGGCUACAUCUGGCUGUACCCUACACCAGGGCAGCAAGAUGAGGAAGCAGGGGGGUACUACACAAGCCUGGAGCCUGUUCCUCUGCCAGAUCGGGAGGUCAUUUCUCGGCUGAGGAAUUGUUUGCUGGCCCUGGCAGCCCACAAAGUGCUGCUGUAUGAUACCAGUGUACUCUACUGCUAUGAAUCAUCCCUCUCCCAUCAGAUCAAGGAUAUUUUGAAACCAGAGAUCAUGGAUGAAAUUGUGAUGGAGACACGGCAGCGACUUCUUGAGCAAGAAGGGUAGAGUGCUAGUAGUGGACAACAUGAAUUGAAUACAAGUACCGGGCAGCUGACUGCAGGCGUGGCAUUCCUCCAGACCUUUGCACACUAACAACAUGGAAAAAGUUGUCUUUUCACUCAGGGACAGCAAAGUUGUUAACAGUUAAAAGUGACAGUGAGUCUUGGCAUGUAGAAAUGUGUUCUUUUUUGUGUUCUAACCCUUCUCACCUAGAUGAGUUCUCUGAAUUCUUUGCUGUUCCUUGGCAUUUGCCUGACUGAGAAAGAAGACGCAGCUCAUAUUCAUCAGUUUCAGGGAGAUCCUCAGCCCUACAGUGUUUUCUCGGGCCACAUAUUACUUUCAUUUGCAGAUUUUGGAGGUGCUCGGCCUUGAGCGCUACCCUUGGAACAGCACCCCCAAUUUGGAGUCAUGUCUUUGAGCUCACACAUCAUUCAACUAAAAUACUGAGGCUAAAGUUAAAGGAGAAUUCCACCAAUUUUUCAAGAUAUCUGCACAAUUCAAUCGUUGAGAUGUAAAAUUAUUUAGAGUGCUUUUGUAUGAGGUGAAACUUACUCACUUGGAUUUCUUUACAGUGGUGGUGAUAGGAACAAAGGGCUGUUAUGCGUACAAUGCAAAUAUAGCCAUUUUAUUUGCUAUCCAGAAUGACCAGUAUGCCUACACACGUCUUCAGAGUUUAUAUAUAUAAUGUUGAUAAUGGUAAAAUAGUGGCAAAUACGAAAUAAGGUUUUAUUUGGGACUAUAUUGACAUACAAUGCCCUGUGUGUGUUUCUGUGCCCUGAAUAUAUUUAAAAAAAUGCAUUUCAAGGUAAAAAUGUGUCUCAAAACUAUUUAAAACGAUAUCUCAGACAUCAGGCAAUGUAUUUGUAACCAUUACAUUAAAAUACUUUCUGAGACCUAGCUUUAAGGUAUGAAACUCUUUGGAUGUCUGGUUUCUAUCAUUAUCGUUGUGAACUAUUCUGACUGAAAGUUUCUCUAGAAUAGAGCAUUUCACAUUAAACCACUCUGAAUGACUUUAGUUUAUCUUACCAAUUGAAUUAUGCAUCAAUUUUGGAAAAAGUCAUAAGAAAGGAUUCCUGCUUUUACAGCAGUAUUUUAUGAUAGUUUUGAUACAGUAUAAAGGUUUUGUAUAUAGAAGCGUUUUUGAUGCUUUUGAUUCUUGUUCAAUAAAUUGCAGUGCCUUUGACACAUGAA
Molecule: messenger RNA, 2094 nt
Organism: Colossoma macropomum (tambaqui)
Lineage: Eukaryota; Metazoa; Chordata; Actinopteri; Characiformes; Serrasalmidae
Gene: exosc2
Product: exosome component 2
Exons: 9
Coding region: 25-909 (294 amino acids)
Biological process (GO): TRAMP-dependent tRNA surveillance pathway; exonucleolytic trimming to generate mature 3'-end of 5.8S rRNA from tricistronic rRNA transcript (SSU-rRNA, 5.8S rRNA, LSU-rRNA); poly(A)-dependent snoRNA 3'-end processing
Cellular component (GO): cytoplasmic exosome (RNase complex); nuclear exosome (RNase complex)
Molecular function (GO): RNA binding
Source: RefSeq, a predicted model, not a curated record